Molecule: messenger RNA, 2346 nt
Organism: Penicillium digitatum Pd1
Lineage: Eukaryota; Fungi; Ascomycota; Eurotiomycetes; Eurotiales; Aspergillaceae
Product: sulfatase domain protein
Source: RefSeq, a predicted model, not a curated record
AUGGCUGCUGCCAAUACCUCCUUUUAUGUCUUCACCGGUGCUGAGAUCCACUGGCGCCAAGCCAAAUCCUUCAAUGGUGAUGCCGCUGCCAUUCAUACCCUACUCACCGGCUUGACCGGGUUUUUGAUUGUCGAAGGCAUUCUUCUCACAACCUCAUUGUUUGCCGCUCAUGCCAUUCAUGCAAUCACUGGAGGAAUCCUACAUGUCUGGGCCUGGCCUGUUCGAUGGUUGUUUGCUCGUGUGCGGCCACACGUGGAGCCUCUGCUGCGGCGCUUCUGGCCAUCCAAAUCCCCAGCACCCGACCUUCCAGACCCUCGAAGCUAUGAACGAAUCACCAUGGAUGACAACGAUGAUAUCAGUGAUGACGAAGAAGGGUACCAUCUCCUGAAUACUGCGCGACUGCCCAACCGCCUGCCGGGGUCCAAGCGGGUUACCGAUGGUGUGCCCCAACGGGCCCUCAUCCUGGGAUUGUUUGGUCUUUACCUCUUGCUCCGAUUGAUGCGACCGUGGGACCCAGUAUACAUGUACAUGUCCACCACCUUGCCCUUGACUACUAUCAUUGAUGGCGCGGAGCGUCACUCCCCCGUCGAUACCACCGGCACGCCGGAGCGUUUUGAUUAUUUGGAUCGAGUCACUGCAUUGCGCCCAGCACCCCGGUGGAGCUGGAUGUCUAAGGAACCGAUCGCCGGUUUCGAGGAUUGGGAUAAAUCAGAUCCCCUGGCACUUCAUUACAGCCCGCAAGAGGACCCAUUACGCAUCUCCAAUCUCGACAAACCGGUGCUUGAGGACAUUCAUAACGCACUGGCCAGCGGCGAUGUCAAGAUCAAGCAUGUAGUUUUCUUGAAACUUGAGAGUUCGCGCGCCGAUAUCUUCCCCCUGCAGAAGGACAGUUUCAUGUACAAGCGUAUUGCGGAAACAUGGAAGGACAAGACGAUUCCCCCCGAGGUUGUCGACCGCCUUGCAAAUCUCACCCGUACGGCUGAGUUUUUGACCAACUUCCCUAAUGGAUUUGAGCACGAAAAUACCCGUUUUGGCCGCAAAGCCUAUGGUGGCAUCAGCGCCAAGGACGCCAUCACCUCGUCCACCUACACGCUCAAGAGUUUGACCGGAAGUUUCUGUGGUGUGACCCCAUUGGUCGCCGACUUUAACCGCGAAUUCGAACACCAUAUCUACCAGCCAUGUCUGCCCCACGUCUUCGACAUGCUCAAUCAGCAACCGGAUAUCACUAAUGAGACCAAUGACUUCACCAAAUGGCCAUGGCAUUCGACUUUUAUGAUGUCAGUCACCGAAAUGUACGAUAACCAAAAUCUAUUGACCCCCCACUUGGGAUUCCGAGACAAACAGACCAAAGAGACCAUCAUCAAGCCCGAGGCCAAGCAUUAUCCUGUCACCAGUGCCGAGGUGAACUACUAUGGCUUUCCGGAAUCCGAGCUUCGGGAGUACAUCCGUGAUGCCAUCGAUGAUGCGGAACGGGACCACCAGCGUCUCUUCCUCGGCCACCUCACGAGUACCACUCACCAUCCGUGGGGAGUUCCGAAUGACGCCUAUGAAGAUUUGAUGGGCUCAAAAUCCGGGGCUAACAACGAUAUGAAUCGAUACCUGAACUCGGUUGGUUAUGUGGAUGAUUGGCUCUCAAAUCUUAUCGAUAUCCUAGAGGAAAAGGGAGUUGCCAAUGAGACCUUGUUUGUCAUGGCUGGAGAUCACGGCCUUUCCCUCCCCAACGACGGCGGUAUCACUCCCUAUGACAACCCUCACGUCGGUAGCUUCAAAGUCCCCAUCGUCAUUGCACACCCUCAACUCCCUCCCGUUCAGAUUGAUGCCCCAGUCAUCAGCACCCAGAUUGUCCCUACCAUCAUUGACUUGUUGAUCGAGUCGGCAUCCCUUAGCGAGGACAGCACACGUUCUGCCCGCGACAUUCGCUCGCUGUACGAAGGCCAAUCCCUGAUCCGACCACAGGUCGUCGAGAAGGAUGGACGCGAAGCCUGGCAUUUCACAGUCAUGAACACCGGUGGUUCUUGGCUAUCUGUUCGGUCGGCUGCCCGCCCCGAGUUCCGCCUGGUGAUCCCGCUAGUCAACGACGUGGAAUGGCGCUUCUCCGAUGUGUCCAAGGAUCCGAACGAACUCAACCCGAUCGAGCGCUUCAGCCUUGCCGAUCUAGCGGCCGCGCUGGAGAAGGAGUACGAUAAUGAAGAAGUUCUCAACUGGCUCUACAACGCAUCCUAUGUCGCCAACUGGUGGGUACUGGAGAACUGGGACCGAUGGAGAUACUCCCCAAAGGCCAAAGAAGAGGCCAAAGAAGAGGCCAAAGAAGAGGCCAAAGAAGAGGCCAAAGAAGAGAAAAGCUAA